This is a messenger RNA of Triticum dicoccoides, 450 nucleotides long. RefSeq lists its product as uncharacterized. NCBI's taxonomy places the organism in Eukaryota, Viridiplantae, Streptophyta, Magnoliopsida, Poales, Poaceae. The record is from RefSeq and is a predicted model, not a curated record. Bases 1 to 450 code for a protein of 149 amino acids. The transcript is spliced from 4 exons.
AUGAGAUCAACGCAAUCUGUACCACGGGCGCUCGUCUCCUCUCCCUCUCGCCCACGAACUCCUCGCCGCCGCCGCCACCUGUGCCGGCCGCUUCCGGCGACCUCCGACGCCGCGCAGCACGCCCCCGAGCUCCUCACGGUCCGCGCCUCCCUCCCCUCCGACCAGAUUCUCCGCUCCCGUCCUCUACCGCCCGCUUGCAACCCCACCCCCGUGGCUAGGGUUCCGGGCAAGGCUUCGCCGGCUCGUCUCCAGCGGCCCCAGUUAUUUGGCUCAUCGUCGUGUCGCAAGUUUCUGACGUCGCUGUACACUGUGGACUUCGCCAGAAAUCCGUCUGCACGUACUCCACCGUCUGCCGGAACUUCGUCUGACCUGAGGGUGGAGAGGCGAACCUCAAAUGGGCAACAUCUGAUCUUGCUCGCUGAGCUGCUAUUCCUGGUAUACAACCCUUAG